Messenger RNA from Exserohilum turcica Et28A, 1067 nucleotides. RefSeq lists its product as uncharacterized. Lineage: Eukaryota; Fungi; Ascomycota; Dothideomycetes; Pleosporales; Pleosporaceae. The record is from RefSeq and is a predicted model, not a curated record. The transcript is spliced from 4 exons. Gene Ontology annotation, biological process: translation. Gene Ontology annotation, cellular component: nucleus; cytosolic small ribosomal subunit. The coding region runs from base 56 to 853 and encodes 265 amino acids. Gene Ontology annotation, molecular function: structural constituent of ribosome; RNA binding.
CUUUUCUGAACACCCACGCCCGGAGUUCAGUUACGCCCAUCCACAGUUCGACAAAAUGGCCACCACUCAAACCGCAAUCUCCAAGAGGAGAAAGUUCGUUGCUGACGGUGUCUUCUACGCCGAGCUGAACGAGUUCUUCCAGCGCGAGCUGGCUGAGGAGGGCUACUCCGGCGUCGAGGUCCGCGUCACUCCCACCGUCACCGACAUCAUCAUCCGCGCCACACACACCCAAGAGGUUCUUGGAGAGCAGGGUCGCCGCAUCCGUGAGCUCACCUCGCUCAUCCAGAAGCGCUUCAAGUUCCCCGAGAACUCCGUCUCCCUCUACGCCGCCAAGGUCCAGAACCGUGGUCUCUCUGCCGUCGCCCAGUGCGAGUCCCUCCGAUACAAGCUUCUCAAUGGUUUGGCCGUCCGAAGGGCUUGCUACGGUGUCCUGAGGUUCAUCAUGGAGUCUGGUGCCAAGGGUUGCGAGGUCGUUGUCUCCGGAAAGCUCAGGGCCGCCCGUGCCAAGAGCAUGAAGUUCACUGACGGUUUCAUGAUCCACUCUGGUCAGCCCGCUAAGGACUUCAUCGACCACGCUACCCGCCACGUUCUGCUCCGCCAGGGUGUGCUCGGCAUCAAGGUCAAGAUCAUGCGCGGCUCCGACCCCGAGGGCAAGGCCGGCCCAUCCAAGUCUCUUCCCGACUCCGUCACCAUCAUCGAGCCCAAGGAGGAGCAGCCCGUUGUCCAGCCCAUGUCGCAAGACUACGGCGCCAAGGCCAUUGCCGCCCAGCAGGCUGCAGAGCAGGCCAGGCAGGCGGAGCAAGGCGAGGCCGAGGCUCAGCCAGCUGGUGAGGGUUACUCUGGGGAGCAGUAGGUUGAUGAUUGGUUGCGGGCGCAAUGAGGUUACGAAAAAGGCAUUUAGCGAAAGGGUAUGAUGCCAUUACGAACCCUGACACAACUUCCUUUGCACAUUCGAAACGGACUGGGCUUCUUUUGAGAGGGGGGGAAACACGGAGUCUCUACUGCUUCACUGCUAUGUACUCAAUCAAACCACCCAAACAUCAAAGAUGGCUUUGACCACCGGAAAA